GCCUUGAGCAGAAAAAAAACCCGCACACACACACACACACACAAGCAUGUAGCAGAGGGAUGUUUGCGAUCUUGAGGACUCCCGCGUAACGCAUUUAAACGCCUCACUUCCAGGGAAAAGCUUGCCGGCCAUUUGUAGACCAUGAAUUAUGUGGGCCAGCUGGCGGGCCAGGUCUUCGUGCAGGUCAAAGAACUGUACAGAGGCCUGAACCCCGCCACGCUGUCCGGCUGCAUCGACGUGAUCGUGGUGCGGAGGCCCAACGGCUCCCUGCACUGCUCGCCCUUCCACGUGCGCUUCGGCAAGAUGGGCGUCCUGCGCUCGCGGGAGAAAGUGGUGGACAUUGAGAUCAAUGGCGAGGCGGUGAGUUUGCACAUGAAGCUGGGGGAAAACGGAGAAGCCUUCUUUGUUAAAGAAGCUGAAAAUACGCUGGAGGUGGUUCCGGCCCACCUGGCGACGUCGCCCAUCGUGUCGACGGGUGAGGAGCUGAUGGACUCCCAGUUGAGCAGGAGCAGCGCACGUCACCACGACAGCGCGACGUGCGGCUCGCUUCCCGUCCACGGCGUCGGGCCGCAGCAGGGCGACGCGGGCGUGAGCAAGAAGAGGAGGAAGAGGAGGCGGAAGGCCCGGCCGGAGGGAGGAGGCGGGCGGAGGGACGAAAGCGGAGAGGAGUUUUCCGACGAUGAUAACAUGUUCACUAUUGACCUGAGCUCCGAUGACGAGAGAGAAGAAGACGGCGGAAGAACUCUAUACAGUGAUCAAGGAUCGGCAGCCAACACACACACCAGCACAGAGUGGACACAUCCACAGAGUCACGUGAUUAAAGAGACUCUCUCCAUCCCGCCGUCCUGCGGUCUUUCCAUCUCUUGCCCGCAGCAGACGUCUCACUUCUCCUCCCACCUUAGCAACCCAGACGACUCUUUGUCUUCGACGCCCAAGAGCGACUCCGAGCUGGCCAGUCGGGCUAAAGACAACCCAGAGAUAAUGUGGACCUGGGGCGAGCUGCCACAGGCUGCUCAGCCAUCCUUCCUGACCUCCCAUCAGAAGCAGGACUGUACCACAGCAGUCUCCAUCCCGGUGUCCUCCAGCACUCACUUCAGGAGCAUCAGUGUCGCCGGACCCCCGUCCCGACCCCUUUAUACCUCUGACACUCGAGGAAAGCAGCUCAACAGUGUAGCUGGGGAAAAGAUUGCAGAAGAGCACGGAAGAGCGGUGGAGAGCGUGGGUGCGUCCUGUGCAGAGACGGAGAGUUUAACGGCUUGUUCGGCAGCUCCCGGCAUCAUCCCUGAUCAUCUGGAGGAAGGCAGGAACAGCGGAAGUCCGGUGAGGAGAACGGAUUCACCUUCCAAGAGGAAAGAGAAAAGAAGCCAACAUCUUGGUGCUGAUGGUGUUUACCUGGAUGAUAUUACAGAGCUGGAGCCUGAAGUAGCGGCUCUGUAUUUCCCAAAAAGCGACGGGGGCAGCAGUUCGAUGAAGGCGGACUCGGACAUGAUGAUGACGGGCGUGCGGAGCGCAAAUCAGUCCCCGCAGUCGGUGGGCAGCUGCGGGGUGGACAGCGGGGUGGACAGUCUCCUGGACCACUUGGGAGACCUCCCCCACAUCGCCAUCUCGCUCUGCGGCGGGCUGUCAGACAACAAGGAGAUCACGCGAGAACACUUCCAGGAGAAGGCCGUGUCCUACCAGCAGUUCUCCGAAAAUCCUUCCCUUAUCGACGAUCCCAACCUGGUGGUGAAGAUCGGUAACAAGUACUACAAUUGGAGUACAGCGGCUCCAGUCAUGUUGGCCAUGCAGGUCUACCAGAAGCCUUUACCACAGGCAUCCGUGGAGAACAUCAUGAAGGACAAGAUGCCCAAGAAGGGAGGACGAUGGUGGUUCUCCUGGAGGAGGAGAAACAGCGACUCCAAAUCGGAGUCAGCAACCGAGGCCACAGGAGACAGAGAGGAGAGUUCCAGAAUGAAAGAUGAGUCGUCCUCGAGCGACGAGGACCACAGACCCGCUUUAGUGUCCGGAACACGCCAGUCGGAGGCCGUCCUAGCGUCUGCUAGCGUUUGCUACAAGACUCUUCGGCUCACCUCAGAGCAGCUGGUGAGCCUGCAGCUGAAGGACGGUCCGAACGAGGUGGUGUUCAGCGUGACCACACAGUAUCAGGGCACGUGCCGUUGCCACGGCACCAUCUACCUGUGGAACUGGGACGACAAACUGGUCAUCUCCGAUAUCGACGGGACCAUCACCAGGUCAGACACGCUGGGCCACAUCCUGCCCACGCUGGGUAAAGACUGGACCCACCAAGGCAUCGCGAGACUCUACCACAAAGUCAGCCAGAAUGGAUAUAAAUUCAUGUACUGCUCGGCGAGGGCCAUCGGGAUGGCGGACAUGACCCGAGGUUACCUGCACUGGGUCAACGAGAGGGGCACGAUGCUGCCCAUGGGCCCGGUGAUGCUCAGCCCCAGCAGCCUGUUUUCUGCACUGCACAGGGAGGUGAUUGAGAAGAAACCCGAGAAGUUUAAGAUUGAGUGUCUCACGGACAUCAAGCAACUUUUCUAUCCCAACACCGAACCUUUUUAUGCUGCUUUUGGCAACAGAGCAACAGACGUGUAUUCCUACAAGGAGGUGGGCGUUCCCCUCAACAGGAUCUUCACCGUCAAUCCAAAGGGAGAGCUGGUACAGGAACACGCCAAAACUAACAUCUCUUCUUACGGGCGCCUGUGUGAGAUGGUGGACCACGUCUUUCCCGUCCUACUCCAAGAGGAAGGAGAUGACUUUCCCCGUGCGGACACUUUUAGCCAGUGCGACUACUGGCGCGAGCGGCAUCCUGACGGCGGGGAAGAGGAAGGAGAGCGAGACUCGCGGCUUCUGGAGAGCAGCUGAGGACGCUUUAAGUAAAUCUGAUGCAAGUCAGGAGGAGGCUUAAACCAAACCCACACCCAGAAUGUGUUUUAACACUGUGCCGUUACUCAGUAGCAAUCGUACAAGCUCACAAUACAAGUCUUUAAAAUGUGAAGAUGUAAGGAAAAAACUGCAGGAUACCUCAAAAGUUGCACAACAUGAACAAAUAACGGAGAAUGACAAUAUCAUGACUCAUUUUGUACAAUGACUUGUUUGCUGCCUCGCAAACACACAGAAAAGCACAGCUAUUAUUUGUUCAACAUUACUGACAAAACGUAAUAUCUUGAGCACUUAUCAGAUCAUUAAAGAGAAACCCUCCAUUCAAAUGCAGCGAUAUUGUACCUCUAGACUGCAUAACACCAGUGUUACUGUAUAAUGACAAGCAUGUAGAUCCCAACUAUGACAUCAGGAAAAAAAAAAUGAAAAUGAAAAAAUAAACAAUUUGGAGCUACAGUACACUAGCGAGAGGCCAUAUAGGCUAAAUAUAGAGCCCAUUGAAAUGCCUUUUAUAAAGUAAUUCAAGCAUGAUUACUAUCAUUAAUAAUAUCAAUAUUAUUGAUGAUAGUUUGUCAAAAUUACACUAUUUUUAUAUACGAUUACGUGUAUGUUUUAUUGGUGCAUAAUAUAAUUCAUUUGCAUUAUUUUGUUUUGUUUAUUUGAAUGUGUCGCGUCUUUGUUUUAGUAGAAAUGUAUUCGAUGUACAUUAUGUAAAGUUAAUAGAUUAUCAUGAAUAGUAGUACAGUGAAUACUCAGUUCUCGAGCGUCUCCGUUCUCGAACAAAUCGGUUUUCAAACGAAAAUUUCGCAAUAUUUUUUUUGCUUCCGUUUUCGAAUGAAAAUCGGUACUCGAACGCCCAGGACAAAACUCGGAAAUAACACAACGUGCGCGGCCCCACCAGCUGACCCACGACGCCCGUUGUUAUUGUGUAUAACGCAGACGUGUCCCAGUAGCUACAUUUGUAAUGGGAAAUAUCUAUUCGGUUUCUGAACAAAUCGCUUCUCGAAGCAUCUUCUUGAACGGAUUGUGGUCGAGAACCCAGGUUUUACUGUAGUAUCAGUAUUUUUGUUCCCCCAUUUAAAGUCUAUGUAAAGAGAAAAUACAUCUCUUCUAAAUUGGACACACCACAGAGAUGAGUGUUGUUAACAAUCAGGCCAAAUUUGAAUGAUUACAAAAAUUAACAAGUAUAUAAAAUGAGGUUUCAAAAUUGGGAAAAAAAAGUCUUCCGCUCUGCUCGCAGGUGUUGUGCGGGUGUCAGCUAAAUGCACUGAAACCAAACCGCUGAUCCGUCAACAGUUAAUCAAACACCACUAUUGCGAGCUGGUUACUUCAGAUCAGAAAAACAGUGUAACCCUAUAUCUAGUCUAUUGAAUAGCACAUAGUUCUCUGUCCCUGCGUAAUUUCAGGAUUUAUCUUCAAACAUGUUCCGAAACAAAUCUUUGAAUUCACUUCACAGUGUCUUUAAUUACACGAGAUUUCUAUUAUGAUUGUGAUUAUUGUGACGUUGUCUCAUUAGAUUGUCAAGUUGUACUUACUCAAAUGUCAAACCUCAACCUAAACAACAAAGUCAGCUUCCACGCGUCGCCUCACUCCGUUCGCGCGGGCCGAUAAACAAAUGCGGUCACAUGACCGCGCUACUGUGAAAUCGUGACAGUUGUACACGCGGGACAAUGCAACUGAUGACACGGAGUAACGUGCACGUGCGUACACUCUAUUGUUAUCAAUGCUAUCAAUGCAACUUUUUAUGUGAAAAUACAGUUUUGUUUUGUGUGCGAUGCACGAAUGUUCAUUCGCACCCGACUGGCGCGGCCACUGUAAAUAAGAACUCAUGCUUUGUAUAAAUGAUAUUGCUAAUGAUUGGUUCUCACUAAAGUAAUAGAAGUAGUGGGAAAUACAGUAUAGUACUUUGGGCAGGCCAUUGUUGUAAGUGCUGCAACAACUAGUAUGCAGCCAUUUAGUGCUUGUUUAAUUUGAGUAGAAUGCAAAUUGAAUGUUUCUGAACAAACUCAAUGGGUGGACUCACCUAUGUUCAUGUUUUUAGUAUUAUAGUCACAUUCAUAAAGUUGAAUUUAAUACGUGUAUGUGGACGUGUGUGCCAUUUUUGUGGUAACGCCGCCAUGCAUUAUCGUAAUAUAAUAACACCGUCAUUGACAUGUCACCUCGUUUCUGUUCGGAAGUGUGUUUUUUUUCUCAUCGUUAUUAUGAUUAAGUGCGAGUGAUUACGGAAAAGUAUUUAUAACAUUAAAUGCAAUCCACUUCUCGAGAUUUGUAUUGAUGAUUUAAUUCUUUCUGUGAAAGAUUUAAUAAAAUGAUUGACAAGCU
Molecule: messenger RNA, 5202 nt
Organism: Syngnathoides biaculeatus (alligator pipefish)
Lineage: Eukaryota; Metazoa; Chordata; Actinopteri; Syngnathiformes; Syngnathidae
Gene: lpin1a
Product: lipin 1a
Exons: 22
Coding region: 142-2865 (907 amino acids)
Biological process (GO): cellular response to insulin stimulus; triglyceride biosynthetic process; positive regulation of transcription by RNA polymerase II
Cellular component (GO): nucleus; mitochondrial outer membrane
Molecular function (GO): transcription coactivator activity; phosphatidate phosphatase activity
Source: RefSeq, a predicted model, not a curated record